AUGGCAUCGACGAAGGUGGAACUUCUUCAGCUCGACAAAAAGACAAACUUCACGCUAUGGCAAGUCAAGAUGAAGGCAGUUCUUAUGCAACUAGAUCUAGAAGAUGCUCUUUUUCCAACGAUACCUGCUUCAUGGACUGAGGAUCAUAAGAAAAUGGUAAAUCAAAAGGCUCUAACUCAAAUACAACUUCAUCUCACAAAUGACAUCAUUAGGGACGUUCAAAAGGAGACAAAAGCUCAUAAGUUAUGGUCAAGGCUUGACGAGAUAUGUAUGGUUAAAAUUGUCACCCGACAAAAUCUUGUCAAGCAACGACUAUUCAAUCUACAGAUGAUGGAAGGUACUUCUUUGGAAUCCCAUUUAGCCACUUUUAAGGAUAUUAUGACAUAACUUGAAGCUCUUGAUGUAAAUACGUUAAUUGAAUAGGAUCUUUGCUCCCUACUUCUUAUGUCUCUACCAUCAUCUUUUUCAGGCUUUUGGGAUAUUCUAUUUUAUGGGUCUAAAGGUCUAUCCCUUGAGAGUAUUUAUGAAGCUCUCUCAUCCAAGGAAAUCAUAUGCAAGUUCUCAAAGAUGACUACAUUGUCUCAAGCUGAAGGCCUUGUCAUCCGAAGACGUGAUCUUGAGAGAUAG
Molecule: messenger RNA, 627 nt
Organism: Spirodela intermedia
Lineage: Eukaryota; Viridiplantae; Streptophyta; Magnoliopsida; Alismatales; Araceae
Source: the annotation of a GenBank genome assembly